CUGAGAUGCUGGGGCCAAAGUUCCCCUGGCUGCUCUGGGCCUACACAUGCUGCUGCAGCACUGUUUUUUGUGGGAGGGUGGUGGUCUGGCCCACCGAUGCCAGUCACUUGAUCAAUGUGAAAGUGCUUCUGCAAGAGCUCGUCCUCCGGGGCCAUGAAGUGACUAUACUGGUGCCCUCAAGCAAUCUGCUCAUCAACUACCAGGACACCUCCUCCCCUUUCACUUUUGAGGUCCUGCAAGUCCCCUUCAGCCAGGAGACCCUGGAUGCCUUCAUGGAAGACUUCCUCAAUUUCUGGAUGAAUGAAGCCUUUAACCUCUUCCCCUGGGAGAUCAUGUGGACGGUGAAAGAGCAAUUGGAAGUCUUUACCAAUAUGUCAAAGCAGACCUGUGACACCUUGGUGAUGAACCAUCACCUGGUAGCAAAGCUGCAGCAGGCCAAGUUUGAUGUUCUGAUCGCUGACCCCCUUCUGUAGGUGGGGAGCUUGUAGCAGAAAUCCUAGAGAUCCCUUUUGUCUACAGCUUCCGCUUCUCAGAGGGGAAUGUGGUAGAGCGGCUGUGCGGUGGGCUCCCAUCCCCACCUUCCUAUGUGCCUGCCAGCACAAUGGGGCUGACACACCACAUGUCCUUUAUGGAAAGACUACAGAACUUCAUCUUUUACAUUUUCACGGAUUUAUUUUUCAUGAAGUUUUGGCGAGAUGAAUGGGAUGGGUA
Molecule: messenger RNA, 711 nt
Organism: Serinus canaria (Common canary)
Lineage: Eukaryota; Metazoa; Chordata; Aves; Passeriformes; Fringillidae
Product: UDP-glucuronosyltransferase 2B16-like
Exons: 1
Coding region: 6-473 (155 amino acids)
Molecular function (GO): UDP-glycosyltransferase activity
Source: RefSeq, a predicted model, not a curated record